GUUCAGGGAGUUUAUGCCUGAUAUGUGGGAGAGAAAAAAAAACGGUCAAUUUGACUGUUUCGUAGAAGCUCUCAGGAAAAUUGUACUAAAUGGUUCAUUUGCGUAGAGUUUUGUAGCUUUACCAAACCAACAUAGCGGCUAGCCCAGCUAGCAUUAUUUCAUGGCAUCUUUCCAACUCACCUUAUUUGUUGUGAUAUCUACAGCGAUUCAGCAGGUCCAGCUAACAAGCUAGCUCAGGGUUAGCAUAACUAGCUAACUGACGUUCAGUAGGAAACAUAGCUACCACAGAGAUAGCUAGGUGAACGUGCCGGGUGCUUGCUAACUUCUCUAAUUUCGUGCGUUCUUGCGAUUUAAUCGAAAUAGUUUCUCUGACGAACUUUUUUCUAGCCAACAAACAAUGCAUUUCUACAACAAGUCUUAAUGUUUAUUCCAUGAAUUUGACAAGAUAGCUAGCUAACUUUGCUGGCUAACACCGCCUGGCUAGCUUCAGCUUGCUCGUUUUUGGUAACGUUACUCUUUGUUUUGACAAAGGACUUGACAUUUUUUUCUUCCAUAUUUGGAAUAUACCUGGGACAUUUAGUAUUUCCGGGGCCAUGUCUCCCCAGAAGCACGGUUCUUCUGACGGCGGCAACAACGUAUCGGGUCCCGCUGUGGGAUACGUUGGCACCGGUGGCGGCAGAGCGAACGGCCGUGUCUACCACCACCAGACAACUGCAGUUGUGAUGCCCGCAGCCAAGAAGCCGAAAAUGGAACUGGUUCAAGCCGAUCAUGAGUUGUUCUUGCAGGCAUUUGAAAAACCGACCCAGAUCUACAGGUUUCUCAGAACAAGGAACUUGAUAGCGCCCAUAUUUCUGCACAGAACCCUCACCUACAUGUCCCACAGAAACUCCAGAACAAACGCCAAACGGAAGUCCUCCAGGGUGGAUCACCUGCUGUACAGAGUGGAGAAGAAGAGGGCUGAGCAGAAGGCACACAGCCUGGCUUCACACCUGCAACUCACCUUCACUGGGUUCUUUCAUAAAGUCGAGAAGUCAUCAGUAGCCUCAGAGAAUGAGCAGAACUCUGUUUCUCUAGAGGUGCUGCUGGUUAAAGUCUGUCACAAGAAGAGGAAGGAUGUGAGCUGUCCAGUGAAGCAGGUUCCUACAGGGAAGAAACAGGUGCCUCUGAACCCAGACAGCAGCACUCCCAGCAGUCAGCCCAAGCCGGGCUCCUGUCCUUCUCUGGUGGUGUCCAGUAGUGAGUUUGAUGCCAGCAACGGCCACACGGUUAAGUCCUACUCCCUGUUGUUCAGAGUGUCUGGACCAGGCAGGACGCAGCACAACGGAUUGGUCAAUGGACAGACCAAUGAGAAUAUAGAGGAUGUGUGUAACAGGAAGAAGAGAAGCUCCACCGUCAGACAAGAAGAAGUUGGAGAAACGACGUUCGUAGCUCAGAUGACUGUGUUUGAUAAGAACAGGCGUCUGCAGUUGUUAGAUGGAGAGUAUGAGGUGUCUAUGCAGCAGAUGGUGGACUGUCCUGUCAACAAGAAGAGAGCUACCUGGGAAACAAACCUGGAUGGAAAGCUCCUCCCUCCGUUUGAGACGUUCUCCAAGGGUCCUACUCUCCAGUUCACACUGCGUUGGACAGGCGAGCCCAGUGAUAGGUCGACGGCCCCUGUGGCCAAACCCCUCGCCACGCGGAACGCUGACGCUAGCAGCCUGACCUCCGACCCUAAGCCCUGCUCCCUCAGACCCACUCAGACCGUAGCUGUGAAAGACUCAUUCAGCAGUACAGAGUUUCAGAUGAGACAAGAACACACACUUGAGGAACCAAGUGACAAUCUACGCAUAUUCUACCAGUUCCUGUAUAACCACAACACACAGCAGCAGACCGAGGCUAGAGAUGACCUCCACUGUCCCUGGUGCACUCUGAACUGUAGGAGACUCUACAGUCUCCUCAAACACCUCAAACUGGCCCACAGCAGAUUCAUCUUCAACUACGUGCCCCACCCUAAAGGAGCGAGGAUAGACGUGUCUAUUAAUGAGCGUUACGACGGGGUGCACGCUGGGAAUCCUCGGGAUAUUCACAGUCAGCCCGGCUUCGCCUUCAGCAGGAACGGACCCGUCAAGAGAUCCCCCGUCACACACAUCCUCGUCUGCAGACCGAAGCGUCUCCUCCCCCCCAGUCUGUGUGAGUUCCUGGAGGCUGAUGGAGGAGAGGGAGACCAGCAGAGAAUCAUCCCAGGUCACAACCGCCUCUACUUCCGCUCAGACAGCUGUACACCCAAAACACCGCAGGAGGUAGAUCACGACAGUGAGGAUGAGACAGACCCCUUCUGGCUCCGAGAGAGGACCAUCAUGCAAAUCCAGGAGUUUACAGAUGUGAACGAUGGAGAGAAGGAGGUGAUGAAGCUAUGGAACCUUCACGUUAUGAAGUAUGGCUACAUAGCAGAUAACCAGAUGAACGGAGCCUGUCUGGCGUUUGUGGAAGGUUGCGGAGCGUACAUUGCCAGGAAGAACCUCUGUAGGAACUUCCUGUUACACCUGGUCAGCAUGCAUGACUUUAAACUGGUUACCACGACAACCAUCAACCAGGCCAUGACACGCCUCCGACACAUCCAGCAGACCCAGCAGCAGGAAGGAGGAGAGGGGGAUGGAGGAGAGUAUUGGGUGACAGCGCUGGAGUCUCCGUCUGAGCUGCAACCCGACUAUGCCACAUGUAAUGACGACCACACGGAUGGUAAGAGUAACCAUGGUAAUGGCCGCACGAACGGAAACGGCGAUGGCGAUGAAGCUGGUAGUUCUGUUGCUGUGGAAACGUCCAGGCCGAGCAAGAGGCAUAAGUUGUGAGGUACCCUCCGGCCCUCUCCUGGAGGAGUGAUGAGUAUCUAAAAGGAUGCCCGGUGAUUGGCUGAGUGGAGGAUGAAAAUAAUAAGAGAGACUCAUGAUGACAUCAUUCCAAACAAGCACUGGGUGUUGGGUUUACCGUAUAGAGGUGGUGGGCCAGAAUCAUUUAAGUCAAUUUGGACACACACGCACACACACACACACACACACACACACACACACAGUCCCACUGGUUAUAGCAGGGAAACCGUGGUCUAGUUUUUCCCCAUGUCUGGUUAUUCAGUCUUGCUUUGAUGUCAUUAGACUGAUGUUACAGUGACCAUGAGGUCUGUAAACUCAUCACUUUAGCAAUAACUUAGUCCCAACUGGCACCAUAUUCCUUUAUACUAGUGUGCACUACUUUUUUACCAGGCCCUGCUAUAGACUAGGGGAUGUACUUGUACAUCAAGCUGUCUGCUAUAGACUAGCAUUCUGUCCAAGGGAUGUACUUGUACAUCAAGCUGUCUGCUACAGACUAGGGGAUGUACUUGUAC
Molecule: messenger RNA, 3358 nt
Organism: Oncorhynchus kisutch (coho salmon)
Lineage: Eukaryota; Metazoa; Chordata; Actinopteri; Salmoniformes; Salmonidae
Product: polycomb protein suz12-A-like
Exons: 16
Coding region: 594-2828 (744 amino acids)
Cellular component (GO): RSC-type complex; ESC/E(Z) complex; nucleus
Molecular function (GO): chromatin DNA binding
Source: RefSeq, a predicted model, not a curated record